AUGACGAGCUAUGUGGAUUUUGCAAGCAUUCUAAUAGCUUUAGACUCAGACUGUGUCUUCUUACCAUGCAGUGAGUCGGAGAAGCAGUUUGAAAUUCUGCUCAUUGGAGCGACGGGUGGAGCGAUCCUUGGGCGCCACCUAGUGAGCAAAAUCACCAUUGCCAAAAGUGACUCUCCCUUUGGCAUCAUAAGGUUUCUCAACCAAAGCAAAAUUUCCGUUCCUAACCCCAACUCCACAAUGGCUUUACACUUGGUGUUAGAGCGGACUGGCGGACUCUUGGGAGAGAUUCAGGUGAGCUGGGAGAUAGUAGGGCCCAAUUCUGAGGAACCGUUACUGCCACAGCAUGGAGACUUUGCAGACCCAGUGAGUGGCAUGGUCUCUUUUGGAGAUGGGGAAGGUGGUGUGAGAACCAUCACCCUCACAGUUUGUCCUCAUGAAGAAACUGAAGCAGAAGAGACUUUUGUUGUCCAGCUUAAGUCUUUGAAAGAAGCCAAGUUAGAUCCCAGAGCUAAAGCUGUUACGCUAACCAUACAGAAGUUUGGGGAUCCAAAUGGAGUCAUCCAUUUUGCUCCUGAGUCUUUAUCUAAGAAAACGUACUCCGAGCCACCACCGUCAGAAGGACCCAUGCUUAUAUCCUUCCUUGUCACGAGAUCCAAAGGCACCUCUGGAGAGAUCAUGGUGCACUGGGAGCUAAGCAGUGAGUUUGACCUUACGGGAGACUUCCUUUCCACCCGAGGACUUUUCACCAUUGCUGAUGGAGACAGUGAAGCAAGCUUUGAUGUCCAUUUGCUGCCAGAUGAUGUCCCUGAGAUAGAGGAAGAAUAUGCUGUCCAGCUAGUUUCUGUAGAGGGAGGUGCAGAACUGGACCUGGAGAAAUGCACCUCGAGGUUCUCUGUAUCUGCCAAUGAUGACCCGCAUGGCAUAUUUGCCCUUUAUUCAGAUCAGCAGUCAGUACUGAUUGGGCAGAACCUCAUUAGAUCCAUCCAAAUUAACAUCACCCGGCUUGCUGGAGUGUUUGGUGCUGUGGCUGUGACACUUCAAAUACUGUCUGACAAUAAGGAAGACCCAGUUGCUACUGAAAAUGAAGAGAGACAAAUGGUGAUCAAAGAUGGGGCCAGAUAUAAAGUAGGCUUGGUGCCCUUGAAAAAUCAGGUCUUCCUAUCACUGGGCUCCAAUUUCACCCUGCGGCUGCUGUCAGCAAGGCUUCUGAGUGGACCUUUCUAUGGAAUGCCAACAAUUCACCAGGAAGCAAAUCAAGCUUUUCUCUCUGUUCCUGAGGAAGCUGCCAAUUCCCAGGACAGAGUUUUAAGAGUUCUCUUAAUGCCAACAAUUCACCAGGAAGCAAAUCAAGCUUUUCUCUCUGUUCCUGAGGAAGCUGCCAAUUCCCAGGUUGGCUUCGAAUCCACUGCUUUCCAACUCAUUGACAUCACGGCCGGCACAAGCCAAGUCACGGUCUCCAGGAGAGGUACAUAUGGCAGGCUGUCUGUGGCCUGGACCACAGGAUAUGCUCCUGGCUCGGAAAUCCCUGAGCCUAUUGCCAUCGGCAACAUGACACCAACUCUCGGGAGCCUUUCUUUUCUGCAUGGAGAACAGAAGAAAGGAGUCCUCCUAUGGACGUUUCCCAGCCCUGGCCGGCCUGAGGCCUUUGUCCUUCAUCUGUCAGGCCUGAGGAGCAGUGCUGCAGGUGGAGCUCAGCUUAGAUCGGCUUUUACUACUGCUGAAAUUGAACCCCUGGGAGUCUUCCAGUUUUCGCCAGGCUCAAGAAAUAUGACAGUGUCAGAGGAUGCACUGAUAAUCCGAAUAUGUGUGCAAAGACUGUUUGGGUUUCAGGGUGACCUGAUUAAAGUCUCCUACAAGACGACUGCAGGAAGCGCUAAGCCUCUGGAGGACUUCGAACCUAUUCAGAAGGGGGAAAUUUUUUUUCAGAGAUUCCAAGCUGAGGUUGAUUUUGAAAUAACCAUUAUUAAUGAUCAGCUUCCUGAGAGAGAAGAAACAUUUUACAUUAAUCUUACUUCAGUAGAAACUAGGGGACUAGGAAAGGGAGAUGUGAGUUGGAGACCUCGCCUAAAUCCAGAUCUCAGUGUUGCAAUGGUCACCAUACUGGACAAUGAUGACCUGGCUGGAGGAGCUGUCUCUGUCCCUGUGACAGCAGGGACUGUGGCAGCUGACAGCACUCUCCUUGCCGUGGAAGCUGAUUUCACCACACACCCUAACAAAAGCAAGAUAACCACCAUUCCAUAUACCACGGAGGUGUUUGCCCCUGUUACAGAGACAGUGGAUGUGUCUGCCAUCCCUGAGAAACUUGUCACCAUUCACAGCGCCAUAUCUGAGGAGCCUGACUUGGCCCCAGGAACCGCUCAGGCUGCAGUCUUUGGGACACUGAGUCUCGGACCCCCCAUUGUCUAUGUGUCAGAGGAAAUGAAGAAUAACACACCCAGUACUGCAGAUAUUCAAAUCCAGAGGACAGGCGGGUCUGCAGGCAAUGUCAGUGUAACGGUGAGGACUUUUGGGGGAAGAUGUGCUCAGAAGGAGCCCAGCGUCUGGCCCUUUCAGGAUGUCUAUGGAAUUGGCAACCUAACAUGGGCAGUUGAAGAAGAAGACUUCGAAGAACAAAUGCUAACCCUGACGUUUCUCAAUGGGGAAAGAGAACAUAGAAUUGCAGUUCGAAUUCUGGAUGAUGAUGAGCCCGAGGGGCAGGAAUUCUUCUACGUGUUUCUCACCGACCCUCAAGGGGGAGCAGAGAUUGUGAGGGGAAAGGAUGGCUCUGGGUUCUCAGCCUUUGCUCUAGUCCUUAUCACAGGUAGUGACCUCCACAACGGCAUUGUCGGCUUCAGUGAGGAGUCCCUGAGAGGCCUGGAGCUGAGGGAAGGAACUGAUAGGAGCAGUCAGCACCUAGUGGUCACAAGGCAGCCCAACAGGGCCUUUGGAGAAGUCCAGGUCUUUUGGAGAGUCACACUUAACCAAACAGCCACCAUUCUCCAGGAGAAGGGGCUAAACCUAACAGAUGAACUCCGGUCUGUGGCAGGGGUCACCACUUGCACAGUGGGUCAAACACGGUGUUUUAUCCACCUUGAACUCAAUCCCAAGAAGGUGCAUCAAGUUGAAAUGCCUUUCUUUGUGGAGCUGUAUGACGUCACUGCUGGGGCAGCUAUAAACAACAGUGCCAGAUUUGCCCGGAUUAAAGUUUCCAAGAGCGGGGACUCUCAGAGCCUUGUUUUCUUCUCUGUGGGUUCUCGGCUGGCAGUGGCUCACAAGAAGGCUACUUUGAUCAGUUUGCAGGUGGCCAGAGAUUCUGGGACAGGAGUGAUGAUGUCUGUUAACUUUAGUACCCAGGAGCUGAGGAGCGCUGAAACAGUUGGCCGGAUCCUCUUAUCUCCAGCUGUUUCUGGGAAGGACUUUGUGAGAACAGAAGGCACACUGGUCUUCGAGCCUGGCCAGAAAAGUGCGGUGUUGGAUGUUGUCUUAACACCAGAGACAGGUUCUUUAAAUAAAUUUCCUAAACGCUUUCAGAUUGUGCUUUUUGACCCAAAAGGUGGUGCCAGAAUUGAUAAAGUGUACGGGACUGCCAACAUCACUCUUGUCUCUGAUGUGGAUUCUCAAGCUGUCUGGGGUCUUGAAGACCUACUACAUCAGCCUCUACAUGAAGAUGUUCUCAACAGAGUGCUCCAUAGCCUCAACCUGAGAGUAGCCACAGAGAGCACAGAUGAGCAGCUCAGUGCUGUGAUGUUCAUAAUGGAAAAGAUAAUGAUGGAAGGAAAAAAUCAAGCUUUCAGUAUAGAAAGCCGAACUCUUUUGUAUGAACUCCUUUGUGCUCUCAUCAACCCAAAGCGCAAAGACACUAGGGGAUUCAGCCAUUUUGCGGAGGUGGCUGAGCAUUUUGCCUUUUCUCUUCUGACGGAUGUUGCCUGUGGGUCACCUGGUGAGAAGUAAGUAUUUUGUAAAAUUGUCAGUGCCUGAAUGUAUUUCCUCAUGGCUUGCAAGCAGUGAGUGCAAGUGGACAUCAAGAUGAUACACAGAGUAUCGGUUAGUGCUUUGCCUCUGUUGGUCAAUGAAUCCAAUUAUUAGAAGAAAAUCG
Molecule: messenger RNA, 4075 nt
Organism: Rattus rattus (black rat)
Lineage: Eukaryota; Metazoa; Chordata; Mammalia; Rodentia; Muridae
Product: adhesion G-protein coupled receptor V1-like
Exons: 14
Coding region: 1-3930 (1309 amino acids)
Biological process (GO): negative regulation of adenylate cyclase activity; cell communication
Cellular component (GO): membrane
Molecular function (GO): G protein-coupled receptor activity
Source: RefSeq, a predicted model, not a curated record